GAGUCGCCCGUCCAAUCAGCGCACUCGACACUGACUCGAGCGACUCUCCUCCGAGCGGAAAAUCAUGCUCGCGGCAGAUGCUGUUGUGAGUGAAUGAUCCAUAGUAUAUAAGAAACAUGAUCCGGAUCGCGGCUCUCAAUGCGGCGUCUCAGGCUGCGGAUGAGCAUGAAGGUGCCUUUAAAAGCACUAAACCAAGUCAAACCAAGGAAGCCCAGGAGGCAGAAGCAUUUGCACUGUAUCAUAAAGCUCUUGACCUGCAGAAACAUGACAAGUUUGAAGAGUCUGCCAAAGCUUACCAUGAGCUCCUCAAGACCCCUCUGCUCAAGGAGGCAGUGGCAUCUGAAGAUGAGAAAGUUGGACUCAAGCAUCCUGGGCUGAUGUUGAAAUAUUCCACCUAUAAAAACUUGGCUAGCCUUGCGGUGCUCAAAGAUGACAUCGACACUGCAAUGGAUUUCUAUGUGCAGGCUGUCAUGCUGGACUCCACAGAUGUGAAUAUGUGGUAUAAAAUGGGAAGGCUGGCAUUGAAAAAGGCGAGUAUGUCAUUGGCCCGUCAUGCUUUUGAGGUGGGCUUACGCUGUAACCCAGACCACUGGCCCUGUCUGGACAGCCUGAUCACAGUCCUCUACGCCCUCAGUGACUACAGCUGUUGUCUUUAUUACAUCUGUAAGGCUCUAGAGAAAGAUGCGGGUUUCAGUAAGGGACACGUGCUGAAAGAGAAGAUCUUUGAGGAGCAGCCCUGCCUCAGACGAGACUCUAUGAAGAUGUUCUCUAAACUUGAAGUGUCAGCGCAGUAUGUUGAUGUAGAUGAGGAGGAGGCUCACAGUAUCGUAGAGGAUGCGCUGGAGCUCAGGAGACAGAGACAGUCUAAACUGACACGACACCCAGUGACUGAUCUGCAACUGGUUGAGCCGAUCAAAUACUUCACAUGGAAGAGUGUGGGUGAGAGUUUCCUUGCCAUGUACAAACACCAGAAUGCUUGCCUGGUCCCACGGCCCGACUUUGGCCGCAGAAUCGACCUGUCAAUGUACCGUGACCCAGACUGCCUCCUCCAGAUGCCCUCCAGCACACCUGCGGCCAUAGUCGUUGUUUCUUCGGAUCCCCCUCAGCCCCCAGUGACGGUCGCUCUGCCUCAAGCACCCUCUGCACCACCUCCUGCUCCUACCAGCCUAAGCUCCAGUCUCCCCCCACCAACUGAUACCUCCGUUCAGCCAGAAGCACAGCCCAGCGCUCCUGAAGGGGAACCACAAAACCAGAAUGUAAUUGAGGUGACCACCACUACCACAGUCACUGUUUCUGCCACCAACGCAAUUGAGGAUGCUGCUGUUGCCAUGGUUACUUCUGCCGCUCUGGACGCCGCAUUGAGUGAUAAAGCGAGAAAAGGCACCAAGAGAAAACGUGUUGUGGAGGAAAAUGUAGAAACUGCAAAGAGACGCUCGGCACGUGUCCGUAAUACCAAAUGCAAGAAAGAAGAGAGGAUCGACUUCCAAGAACUUCUGCUCAAAUUCCUCCCAUCCAGGCUAAAAAAGUUUGAAGACGAUGAGGAUAGUCUCAGUAACAUGGACACUCAGUGUGAUGCCAAACCUGAUUCCCAGCUGAACCGUGGAUUCGGCUCCAACUCUGAGUAUUUAGUCUCUAUAGAGUCGGAGCGAAAGGAGGUGAAUGCGUUCUUGCUGGCAAACAUGCAAAACGGCGGCAUCCUGGAGCUGAUGAUCCGUUAUCUGAAGGCAGUGGGCCAGAAAUUUCUAGAAGAGUGGCCUGCAGGACUCAGUGGAGUGGUGCUGGAUAUAUUCAACUGCUGGAGGAAACACAGCGCUGGGCUGCCCAAUCCUCUGCUCAGGGACUGCAGCAACCAGCACAUAAAGGAAAUGAUGCGGAUGUGUUUGUGCUGUCUGGAGCUGCAGCUGGAGCAGAAGUCCUUGAUGAAAGGCAAAAUAAUGUCUCAAAGAAAGAGCGCGUCUGGUUCAGGAAGAGAUUGUGGGGAUGCUGAUGCUGAGGCUCGCUUUCAGGCUGACUUGUUUCUUCUGACCAUGGCAUCUUCUCAGAGAGAUCUGUUUGAAAACGACUGGAUCUCUUUUGUCGUCAGAGUUCACUGGCUUAAAGCACGACACAUCGCCUUACAGGGUGACAUGGAGGAGGCGCUCGAGUGUUACGACAUGUGUGUCGGUUUGCUAAGGGGGCAGAGCAGCGAGAUCACCAUCCAGUUGCCCAACCUCAGCGUGGACGCUGCCAUCUCUGUAGAGGAGAUUGAGAAGAAGCUGAAGUCUCUAGAGCGAUGUCAGUCUCUAGAGGAGAUUCAGAGACUGUUUGAUAGCGGAGAUUAUCAGUCUGUGGUUCGGUUACUGCAGCCAACUCUGAGCUUCGGCUCCGGCUCGACACGACUCAAGGCGCUAGAUUACAUCAGCUCUGCUCCUGAGAGACCAGCCCAGCUCUUACUGCUGCAGAGUUCCCUGCUGCGGCUUAAAGACCACAGCUCUUGCAUGGAAACGUCUGAAGUGUCUCUCAACGAGGCCAAUCAGCACUUGAACUCUGCAUUACCCAGCAGCCCCUCUGCUAAGGAAGAGUGGGUGUCCACCAUCACGGCGCUUCUGAAGGGAAUCGAAAGCUGCAUCGCUGACAAGCCCGAGCUGCUCACCCUCACCCCGCGCUCCACGAACCUCCCACGCCUCGCCAACAAUCUCAUACAGUUGAUAGCCACCAGUAUGGUAUUACCCGAUGACCCCAAAGAGGCUCAUUUCUCAUCACUGUUGCCAUGGAUUCUGCUGUACAACGUCAUCAAACAGGAAGAGGCUGCUUUUGACUGCAUGCUGCGGCAACAAAUUGGAGAUGAGGAUAAUCACGAGGAUGACACCCCAUUGCUGCCCUCGUCUCUCAUGCUUCUCAAAACGGCACAUGAAUGUCUGGGUCGCCGGUCCUGGUGUUGCAACUCUGAUGGAUCUCUGCUCAAAUUCUUUGUUUGUGUAUUGAAGGAGAAGCUCUCAGGAAAAGAGAAUCUGCCGUAUAAAGAAGAUCUGGAGACAGCGCUGGAGCAGUGUUUCUAUUGUCUGUAUGGUUAUCCGACCAGGAAAAGUAAAGCCCGAUACCUAGAGGAGCAUUCUGCCCCACAGGUGGAGCUACAUUGGAAUGAAGCCGUCUCCAUGUUUGAGUACUUCAAACCCAAGACCUUGCCCGAGUUUGACAGCUAUAAGACCAGCACGGUCUCUGCCGACCUGGCCAACCUCCUUAGAAGACUCUCUGGAAUAAUCCCAUGCAACGACGGCCCCGUGAUCUCCAUAGAUGAUGUGUCCGCUUACAUAGAGGGUGGAGCCGUCAAGGUGCCGGCCCUCCCGGAAGGAACUCCCCCAGCGCCCCCUGUGGUGAAUGAGCUGUACUAUCUGCUGGCAGACUACCAUUUUAAAAACAAAGAGCAGUCUAAAGCCAUUAAGUUCUACAUGCACGACAUCUGCGUGUGCCCCAACAGGUUUGACUCAUGGGCAGGGAUGGCUCUCGCGCGUGCCAGUCGUAUCCAAGACAAACUAAAUUCCAAUGAGCUCAGGAGUGACGGACCCAUCUGGAAAAACUCUAUGGCAGUGUUGACCUGUUUCAAACGGGCUCUAGAGAUAGACGGCUCCAACCUGUCCUUAUGGAUCGAGUACGGCACCAUGUCCUACGCCUUGCACUCUUUCGCUUCCAGACAGCUCAAGCAGUGGAAACGCGAACUUCCCCCGGACUUAACUAAACAGAUGGAGGAGCGCAGGGAUUCGAUGUUGGAGACAGCGUUUCAGUGUUUCCAGAGCGCGUCUCGCUGUGAUGGCGAUGAGGAAGAGUGGCUCAUUCAUUACAUGCUGGGAAAGAUCGCGGAAAAGCGUAAACAGACGCCCAAAGACUACCUGCAGCUGUACAAACAGUCUGCAUAUUACCUGCAUGAGGAAGCAGCCCGAUACCCACGCAAAAUCCACUACCAUAACCCACCUGACCUUGCCAUGGAGGCCCUAGAGCUUUUUUUCCGUUUGAGUGCCACCAUUCUGAAAUUGUUGGAGGAUGAGGUAGAAGCUGGUGGUGAACAGUCCGAACCGCAGGUUCUGGAUUAUGAGCUGUUCUUCAACUUGCUCGCAGACGGAGCCGUCGGACCGUUUGCACGCGGCGAGGAGAAGAACACCCCAAAAACCAGCAGUGACAAGGAAAAGCAUCCCUCUGUCAAUGACGAAGACUCACGUUCCUGUCCGGCAGCGCUGGUCACCUCAUCUGCGAUGCCCGCGCCGGCUGCAGCGACUCCAGGCGAUGGUGCGGCAGGUGCGAGUUCUCCCCCGUAUGCGGUCACUCCGGUCGACCAUGAUUACGUCAAACGUAAAAGACAGCAGCAGAGGCACAGGCAGGGGCGGGAGCUCCAGCAGCAGGACGCUUACUUCUCACAUGACCAUGACUACUGCGUGUGUCUCUCUGCUUUGCGGCCAGGAUCUGUGUAUGAGCAAAGUCAGGACAGCGUGGCCGUCAUGUCGGACUGCAGCUCCUUGCAGGAUGUCUUCAUGGACCCCACCAGCUCACAGGACAGCAAUCCCAAGGGGAAUUCUGGGAAGUGUCUUUUUCCAGAAGAGUCAAACGCCGCUGAAAAAGAGAAACAGGCACCGGCUGAAGAUACAGGCACCUUAGAAGACAAGAAUAUGGAUAUCAGCUCUGCCACAAUCUCUCAAGAAUCCUCGGUCACUCAGGAGUCUUCCGACACCACUUUAUCCAUCACCUCUCCUGAAGCAUCUGUCCCCAAAACCCCUACAGACACACCCACCCAACCACCGGCUGGACCACUGAACACCACGCCACACAAGAGCCACUCACAGACCGCCCCCUCCAGUGAGGGCAAGCGGAGACCGGAGCCCCCUCCCCCUCUGGAGGUGAUCGAGGUGCCCAAAUGUCUGCCGAUGGGGCGGGAGGAGCAGAGAACAGCGCUGGUGGACUUGUGUGUGAGGUCUCUCUUCCUGUGUCUGAGCCGCUUCCCACAGCACUAUAAAAGCCUGUACCGUCUGGCCAACCUGUACGCCUACAGCAGGACACACAAGAACCUGCAAUGGGCACGAGAUGUGUUGCUAGGGAGCAGUGUCCCAUGGCAACAGCUGAAGCACAUGCCGGCACAAGGACUUUUCUGCGAGAGGAAUAAAACCAAUCUGUUCAACGGCAUCUGGCGUAUUCCAGUAGAUGAGAUCGAUCGUCCUGGUAGUUUUGCAUCUCAUAUGAACAAAUCCAUCGUGCUGUUACUGGAUGUCCUGUCUCAUCUGAAAGAUCAACACACUUUACUCAAAAUCUCCCUCAUGCUUCAGAGAACCCCUGACCAGGGAAAGAAGUACUUGCGAGAUGUGGACCGACAAGUUUUGGCCAAACGAGCAUUUUUCUUCACUGUAAAAGUGUUGGAAGACAAUCUGGAUAAACUCACAGGGGUGAGUGACCCCCCUAAACAAUCCGCCACCUGUAUGGGUGAGAUGACCACAGCUGAUGUGUCCAAUAGGCCGCCUGCUGCGGAGGACCCCAAAUGCUCACACACCACCCCUCCUAAAGCAGGACUCGCCGAAAUCCCCGCUGUCACAGAGACUGAGACCGUGACCCCCCCUGCCAUGCCCCACCCAGCCACACUCCAACUCUCACUGCAACCUUUAACCCAUACUCAGGUGACUGGGGCCACCAUUCACCCCAGAGAAGGUGCUUGUGGGCUUGGAGAGCCCAUGGAACUUGGUCUGGGAUCAUGGCCGGGUGGUUCAAAAUUCAGAGACCCUCAAACGCCUACCGAUGGUGCCGCACAAGAGCGGGGGAUUGUUAAAUCAUCAGUGGACGAGGCAGAGAAGAUUCCAGAGAGCAGUCGGGCAUCAGAGCUUUCGCUGGAGGACUUGAGCAUUAGCUCUAAACAGCAACAGCUCCAGAAUCAGGCGAAUGCGCUUAGAGCGCUGACCAUGGUUACCACACCAGUGCCAUGCAACCCCAUGCAAAUUUCAGGCGCUCCCGAGCUGGUGUUACCACAGCGACCCAGCAGGAAGAGGAAACUUCUGGAUGAUGCAGAGUCAGGCAAGACGCUUCUCUUGGAUGCAUACAGGGUGUGGCAGCAGGGCCAGAAAGUCAUGACCUAUGACCUGAAGCGCAUUGAGAAGAUCAUGUCGGAGACAUACAUGCUGAUUAAACAGGUGGAUGAGGAUGUAGCAUUGGAUCAAGCUGUGAAGUUCUGCCAGAUUCAAAUGGCAACAUCGGCACAAAGACAGAGCUCCAUUGAUGCGCCCACCACACCCAAGAUUAGUAAAGACCAGCGAGACAUCUUCUUCCCAGCGUCCUUCUCCACGCCGUGCCUCCUCACCAACACACAUCCCAUAUCAACUCAGGACGGGGAGGCCAAGCUGAACAAGACCCCUCGACCGCUUCUCACACAGACACACAGCACUCCAACACAGAUCUACUGCCCGCCCACCAGCCAACCUGACCAAUCGCAGCAACGGAAGACGCCUAGCCAGCCAAUAGCAAGCAUGGCCUACUUGCCCCACACAGAGGACCGAGCAGAGCCGGUUAUGGUGGGUCUGUACCGCCACCAGGAGUCGCACCUGUGUCAGCAGAUGAAGAUGGCAACAGUCUCUCAGAUUCACAGCACACACGAGUGGACCGGACUUGAGCCUCCGUCCUGCUCAACCAACACCAGCACAGAAAGUGUAGACCAGUCCAAGCAGGGCGAUGCUUGUCGUAUCCGAUCCCGAAUUCCUCCCAACAUGCCCAAAUUGCUCAUCCCCUCCACAGUUACUAAAUUCCCGCCGGAGAUAACGGUCACGCCCCCUACACCCACCCUACUGUCCCCGAAAGGUAGCAUCUCUGAAGAGACCAAACAGAAGCUCAAGAAUGUGAUACUGUCCUCUCAGUCGGCAGCUAAUGUGAAGAAAGACACUCUCGCUCAACCCGCUUUGGAGGUUCUGGAAACAUCCAGUCAGGAAUCAUCUCUGGAGAGCGAAUCAGAAGAUGAAGACGACUACAUGGACAUUUGAACUCUAAACAUGAGCUCGGAAUCGAGCUCGGAAGCAACAUUUCUUAUUCGUGUAGCUGCAGCUAACCAUUGACGGUUUCUUCUCUUUUUCUAUAGCGCAUUUACUCCGCCGUAUGCACGUUUUUUCAGAGAAAGGGCUUUUUCCGACCCCGGCACUUGUGUGUUUUUGUGUUUUUGCUCCUCUGCUGCUAAGCAUGGACUGUGUCGUUCCGUUGUUGUUUUUUCAUCGUGUUCAAUCCUGCAAAGUGACAUUUUUACUUCAGUGGCGUUCAAAGCCAACCACAACAAAACAGUCGGUUCUUAGCAUCACAUCUUUUAAUCUGUUCACAGUAUUCUCCUGAAGCGUGAAUGAUGUAAUAGGGACAGUUUGUUUAACGCAAUUUACUCGUCAAGAGAUUUUGGGGCAUUAUAUUUGCAGAGUUGUUUACAGAUUUAACAGGAAAUCCAUUUUGCAUGACAUUUUGUUCAGCUCAGUGUUGUGAAAAAUAAACACGAUUCAUAUCACCACCAAACAUGGAAACUUUCCUCGGGAUGUCAGCAUGCAAAAGUGACCGUUUUUUACAAUCAUGUGGGUACGUGUCGCUAUUUUUCGCUAAGUGUGUGUGUGGUUAUACCUCUAUUUUCAAAGCUGUGUUGCCUCCACGUGUAGCACGCACGGGGCGUUUCUUUGUGUUGUCCAUGCUGUAAGUUCAACAAAUGUACGAUUUUUCAAAGCACAUUUAUUUUUGGGUUAUUAUUAUGGAUUGCUGUAUUGGUAAUCUGUUGGAUGUAUAAAUAUUAAAGACCUGAUUUUGAGGUUAUUUGUUAAACCACCAAGAAUUCCAUUGGAACUGUUGAAAGUUGAAGUGUGCCGUGUUACUGUCUAAUGUAUUUUGAGGGGUUUUCCAUUUGGGGAAGAUACCGUAUGUAACCCUGCCAACAGCACUGAGAAUAUUAUUAAUUUCACUCCAAAUAUGAAUGUGACCCAACCAAGUACAGAACCGUUUUUCCAUUUGAUUUUAUUGUAUUGUUUCUCAUCACCACAAUUACUCUUUCAUAGCAUUUUGAUUUUUUUCAAUAAGAUAAAAAGACCAAAACACGGUGCUGAUAUGUCCUACUGUUUGGCUUUUUUUAUAAUCUCUGAAGGGUAAACCAUUAAAAUUAUCCUGAUGUAUUAUUAUUAGUAAUCUUGACAUAUUGGUUUUUAUCUUCACAUCAUUAAGACGAUCUGAUCUGAUGUUUUGGUACCUGGUUGGUUUCGUGAUGGAGAUCCUGUUGGCGUUACUCUGACAGAUAUGUUUUUGGAGCAUCAUCUCCCGUUCUAAUAUCAAAACGGUUUAGACAGAAGAAUGUUUUUUACCAAAUGUUUUCUAUUUAGAUGGAUAAAUAGCUACCAUUAUUUUUGGAGUGCAGACUUUUUCCAUGUAAGCAAAACUUUGAAAGGACGUGUUUUUGAUGACGUGAGCAUAGCCGACCAAACUACCUGUAAACAGAAUGAUGUUUUUCUAUUUGUCCUCUUUUAAAAUAAUGUUUUGUUUGUUUGUAUACAGUCUCUUUGCUUGUUAAGAAUGUAACAUGGCAGAAUUGGAUACAUGCUCUUGCGCAGAGACGUGAGGUUCUCUGAGCUCUUUGGAGUAUUACUUUGCUCAGGCUAUUUUUUCUGAGAAGAAUGAUAUUACUGAAUUUCUGACAUGCUGCAUUGAUAUCACAAAACCAAAAAUACACUUCAACUUUUUACCUGA
Molecule: messenger RNA, 8700 nt
Organism: Triplophysa dalaica
Lineage: Eukaryota; Metazoa; Chordata; Actinopteri; Cypriniformes; Nemacheilidae
Gene: cabin1
Product: calcineurin binding protein 1
Exons: 39
Coding region: 117-6980 (2287 amino acids)
Biological process (GO): chromatin organization
Cellular component (GO): nucleus
Molecular function (GO): protein binding; nucleosome binding
Source: RefSeq, a predicted model, not a curated record